AUGGCCUCCCCCAUCCCCUCCUCCAUCAAAGGCCUCGUCUACACCGGCCUCAACACCACCGCUCUCCAAUCCCGCCCGGCCCCCACCCUCACCACCCCCACCGACGCCAUCGUCAAGGUAACCAAGACCACCAUCUGCGGCACCGACCUGCACAUCCGCAAAGGCGACGUCCCCUCCUGCCCCACCGGCCGCAUCCUCGGCCACGAAGGCGUCGGCGUCGUCCAAGCCACCGGCUCCUCCGUAACCCGCUUCAAGCCCGGCGACCACGUGCUCAUCUCGUGCAUCACCUCCUGCGCGACGUGCGACUUCUGCCGCCGCGGCAUGUACUCGCACUGCCGGACGGGGGGCUGGCAGCUCGGGCACGCGAUCGACGGCACGCAGGCGACGCACGUGCGGAUCCCGCACGCGGACGCGAGCCUGCACCCCGUGCCCGGCGGCGUCGACGAGGGCGCCCUCGUCAUGCUCAGCGACAUCUUCCCCACCGGCCUCGAGGUCGGCGUGCUGCGCGGCAAGGUGAAGCCCGGCUGCAGCGUCGCCAUCGUCGGCGCGGGGCCCGUCGGCCUCGCCGCCCUGUGCGCCGCGCAGAUGUACUCCCCGCACCGCACCAUCGUCGUCGACAUGGACGCGCACCGCCUCGAGGUCGCGCGGGGGAUGGGCGCCGAACACGUCAUCAGCAAUGCCGGGGGCGCGGACGCGGUGGUCAAGGAGGUGCUGGCGCUGACGGAGGGGCUGGGGUGCGACACGGUGAUCGAGGCGGUGGGGAUCCCGGCGACGUUCGAGCUGUGCCAGUUGCUGCUGGCGCCGGGGGGCACGCUGGCGAAUGUGGGGGUCCAUGGGACGAAGGUGGAUUUGCAGUUGCAGGAUUUGUGGGCGCGGAAUAUUGAAAUCACGGCGGCGCUCGUCGACACCGUCUCCACGCCCAUGUUGCUCAAGCUGUUCCAGGCCGGCAAGAUACAUCCCGAGAAGAUGAUCACGCACAGGUUCAAGUUCGAUGACAUAGAGAAGGCAUACGAUACAUUUUCUGCCGCGGGAACAACUGGGGCCUUGAAGGUGCUUAUUGAGAUGGACUAG
This is a messenger RNA of Hypoxylon fragiforme, 1071 nucleotides long. RefSeq names its product GroES-like protein. Bases 1 to 1071 code for a protein of 356 amino acids. NCBI's taxonomy places the organism in Eukaryota, Fungi, Ascomycota, Sordariomycetes, Xylariales, Hypoxylaceae. The transcript has 3 exons. The record is from RefSeq and is a predicted model, not a curated record. Gene Ontology annotation, molecular function: oxidoreductase activity; zinc ion binding.